AUGAUCUCAUAUGAUGUUGAUCAUUUUGAUUCAUCAUCGGUUUAUUUGAAUCGGUCGGAAAGGCCUCCAGCGCUAUGGAGUGUGUAUUUUCCAAACGAAGUGUAUAUACCAUCGGAAUUGGAUCAAUACAUGAAAAUAUUAGAGGAUCAUUUCAACAAGUUUAAAGAUUCCUAUCGGUUGAUUACAGUCCAAGGAAUCAGCAGUUAUGUCAUGAAUAUUGAUAUGGCAAACAUGUUGAGUAAUUUGAGUCUGCAAUCUAAAAACUUCAUUGAAGAUAAAUUAUAUAAUUCUCCUGGAUUUUGUAUCGGAGCAAUUGAAAUGGCAGCACAUCAUGUCUUUCUGGAAGGAGAAAAGAACUCUGGAAUGAAAAUCAACGCGAGAAUUCAAAAUCAUUCUGUAUUUAAAGCAUUGAAAAAGUUGAAAUCUAAUUCUAUGGGAAAGUUUGUUGCCGUGAAAGGAACUGUGGUAAAAGUGAGCAAUAUUAGACCAAUAGUAACUCAAAUGGUUUUCAAUUGUGCAAAAUGUGGAACAAAACAAAAGAAGCAUUUUCGGGAUGGCAAAUUUACACUCCCAACGAAAUGUAAAAGUCAUUCAUGUAAAUCAAGAGCGUUCAUUCCAGAUAGAAGCACUGCUGUUACUGUAGAUUGGCAAAGAAUUAAAAUUCAAGAAAUUUCAGAAAGUGAUGACCACGAAGCUGGAAGAAUACCAAGAACAAUUGAAUGUGACAUUACAGAGGAUUUAGUCGAAUCAUGCUCUACAGGAGAUGAAGUGAUUGUUUGUGGAACUGUAAAAGCUGUAAAUACUGAACAACAUGCCAUUGAGGCCUUUGGCAGAUCUUCAUCGAGAGGAAAUACCAAACGAAUGUAUUUUCUGUACUUGGAAGGAAAUUCCAUCACCAAUACAAAAGCAUCAGAAAAAGGUGAUGAUUCCCAGUCUUUCAGUACAACGGAUUUAGAAGCCAUUAGAGAAAUGGGUUGUGAACCAGAUAUCUUUCGAUUAAUUGUGCACUCUUUAUGUCCUGCAAUUUUUGGUCACGAAAUUGUUAAAGCAGGUCUUGUUCUCACUCUCUUUGGAGGCGUUCAACGAUAUACCAACGCAAAAGACAUGCUCACUGUCCGUGGAGACCCUCAUAUUUUGAUUGUGGGAGAUCCUGGUUUGGGUAAAAGUCAACUUUUAACGGCCGUGUCACAUAUUGCUCCAAGAGGAAUUUACGUUUGUGGUAACACUACAAGUACAUCAGGUUUAACAGUAACAGUCACUAGAGACUCUGCUACUGGAGAUUUUUCAUUAGAAGCAGGUGCUUUAGUUUUGGCAGAUCGUGGCUGUUGUUGCAUUGACGAAUUCGACAAGAUGAGCAGCGAACAUCAAGCUUUACUGGAAGCCAUGGAACAACAGAGUAUUUCAGUUGCAAAAGCUGGUAUUGUAUGUAAUUUACCUGCUCGAUGUUCAGUCGCAGCAGCUGCCAAUCCAGUUGGAGGUCACUACAAUAGAGCUAAAACGGUUGGUGAAAAUUUGAAAAUUAACCCUGCCUUACUCUCUCGAUUUGAUCUCAUAUUUAUACUUUUGGACAAACCAGAUGAGUUACGAGAUAAAUUGCUCUCUGAACAUGUUUUGAAACUCCACUCAGGAUCGACGAAUCGAACUGGAUCUGCUCUUUCCACAUUUACAACAAAGCAUGCUCUCAGUCAAGUGGGUACACAACACGGUCAACAAUCUCUAAAAGAAAUUUUAAGACCAAAAAAAGGAGAAUCCUUUGAUAUCAUACCACCACGAUUACUUCGAAAAUAUAUUGCCUAUGCCAGACAAUAUGUCAUGCCAAAACUCAAUGAUGAUGCUAAAAAGGUAUUGCAAGAAUUUUAUGUGCAACUCAGAAAGUCACACCACAGUUCUGAAGCAACUCCUAUCACCACAAGACAAUUGGAAUCUCUCAUUCGACUUGCACAAGCAAGAGCACGAGCAGAGUUGAGAAAUGUUGUUACCGAAAGAGAUGCUCUCGAUGUCGUUGAAUUAAUUAAGGAGUCUAUGUUUGAUGUAUUGACUGAUGAUAAGGGAAGAAUCGAUUUAACACGUGUGAGUGGAAUGAGCAAAACAAAACAACAAAAUGCUUUCAUUGAACAAUUAACAAAGAUUGCAGAUUCACAAGAUCAUGGUCCUCUGUUCGAAUAUACUGAACUCAUUCAAUAUGCUCAAAAGAUGGGACUCACGGAAGAUCAUCGAAUUCUAAUCGAUCGAUUGAACAAUCAGGGAUAUUUACUCAAGAAAGGAACUGGAACGUACAAACUUACAACAUGUGCCUCGACAACAACACCAACAAAACCUAAAGCAAGAUCAAGACUUCCCUCCCAAGAAUCAUCACAAGCAAGUUAUUAUGAAGAGUGA
Messenger RNA from Naegleria fowleri, 2379 nucleotides. RefSeq lists its product as uncharacterized. The record is from RefSeq and is a predicted model, not a curated record. NCBI's taxonomy places the organism in Eukaryota, Heterolobosea, Eutetramitea, Acrasida, Naegleriidae. Gene Ontology annotation, cellular component: nucleus; MCM complex. The transcript has a single exon. Bases 1 to 2379 code for a protein of 792 amino acids. Gene Ontology annotation, molecular function: single-stranded DNA binding; ATP binding; single-stranded DNA helicase activity.